Messenger RNA from Sphaeroforma arctica JP610, 991 nucleotides. RefSeq lists its product as hypothetical. The coding region runs from base 1 to 588 and encodes 195 amino acids. Gene Ontology annotation, cellular component: plasma membrane; secretory granule. Gene Ontology annotation, molecular function: syntaxin binding. The record is from RefSeq and is a predicted model, not a curated record. Gene Ontology annotation, biological process: intracellular protein transport; vesicle-mediated transport. The transcript is spliced from 4 exons. Lineage: Eukaryota; Ichthyosporea; Ichthyophonida.
AUGUACUUGACCAACAAGAAAUUCAACUAUACAUUCUCGCACUUGCAGGCUGAUAAAGUGGCGCUAUUCGGCAUGUCAAAUCUGGGCGUGCGCGUGACGCCUAAGGACAAGGCUUCGGUUGUCAUCCCUCGAAUCAAACGCAACACAACAGAGAUGUACACUACUUCACGCUGGACUCCGGUAGUGAAGGACAUUGGCGAGGGGUUGCUUAUUGGCAAGUAUGAUAAGAGUGUGAUUGCCUGGACAAAGGGAGAACCUCCAGUCAGCGGCACUACGUCGAGUGCUGGCGGUCCCGUUUCGGCCAGAAGCAAACCGGGAUGGGCCAAGGCUAAGGACAAGAAAGACAAGACAGACAAGAAGAACGUGGCAACCUCUGAUGGGUUUGCUGGGCCUCGUCUGAUCAUCUACGUGAUUGGUGGCAUGAGUUACAGUGAAAUCCGUGCCGUCUACGAACUGACGAAGAAAUUCAACCGCAGCGUACUCAUUGGAUCAGACCAGCGUAUGAUUCCGGCAUUAUUCCUGGAAAACAUGCGCCUACUAGGCAAGCCAGCCACAGCGGCCGAGGUGGCCUUGGGCGCAAAUAAGUAGACGACGGCUCACGCACGCAUCCUACUACUUACAUAUUAGUUCCUAAGCCAGCUAUACAUAGUAAAUUGCAUAUAUCGACCCUCGCAGGCGUGGCUGAUUCAGCAACAAAUGAAUGAAUGUGGUUAUCGGCUUUCGAAGUCAUAAUGUAUUAGUGCAAGUAUAGACACAUUGACAGAAUGGCUCAAAUAGACACAUUGACAGAAUGGCUCAAAUGGGCCCUUGUAAACUUGGUUUAAAAAACGUACAUAUAAAUCUUCAGUCAUGGUGUAUUAUAGAACUGAAGUCACGUUUAUGUAUGGGAUCGUCGCAGGACUACAUAUUAACGGGUGCAAAUCUUGAACGCGAAUGCUAGAGCAGUGACGCAUUUUGAAUGAUGCCGAUAAAAUUAAAUAGCGUAGUAUCC